Messenger RNA from Maylandia zebra (zebra mbuna), 3857 nucleotides. RefSeq names its product gamma-aminobutyric acid type A receptor subunit gamma1 (gene gabrg1). The record is from RefSeq and is a predicted model, not a curated record. NCBI's taxonomy places the organism in Eukaryota, Metazoa, Chordata, Actinopteri, Cichliformes, Cichlidae. Gene Ontology annotation, cellular component: membrane. Gene Ontology annotation, biological process: chloride transport; gamma-aminobutyric acid signaling pathway; monoatomic ion transmembrane transport. Gene Ontology annotation, molecular function: GABA-A receptor activity; extracellular ligand-gated monoatomic ion channel activity.
UCCUCCCCCUCCACACUUAUCAUGGACCCAUCUCACAUUGUUCCGUCGCUACACUGAGCAUCAUCGGUAGGAUUUAUACGCGACCUGACGAAAUUCCGCGAUUUCCAUUUUUGGCGUGGACAGCGCUGCGUGCUUCGCUCCAGAGGAGAGGAUAAAACUCCUGCUUUUCAGAGAAGCGCAAGACAAAGACAUGUAUCACUGGCUGCUCUACGUGUUUCUGGGUGUCUGUUCAGCUAUUGAACCCAGUAAACAGGACGAAGAGGACUAUGAAGAUGUACCCAUAAAUAAGACCUGGGUGUUAUCACCAAAGGUCUAUGAGAGCGAUGUAACGCUGAUCCUUAAUAAACUGCUGCAAGGUUAUGACAACAAACUACGGCCUGACAUUGGAGUGAGGCCCACAGUGAUUGAAACAGCUGUGUAUGUCAACAGCAUUGGACCAGUGGACCCUAUCAACAUGGAAUACACAAUUGACAUCUUCUUUGCCCAGACAUGGUAUGACAGCCGCCUGAAGUUCAAUAGCUCAAUGAAGCUGCUCAUGCUCAACAGUAACAUGGUAGGCAAAAUAUGGAUUCCUGACACAUUCUUCCGGAAUUCCCGAAAAUCAAAUGCCCACUGGAUCACUACUCCCAACCGCCUCCUUAGGUUGUGGAGCAAUGGGAGAGUCAUGUACACAUUAAGGUUGACUAUAAAUGCGGAGUGUUACCUUAAGCUGCAUAACUUUCCAAUGGAUGAGCACUCGUGUCCACUGGAGUUUUCAAGCUAUGGUUAUCCUAAAAACGAGAUCAUGUAUCGGUGGCAGAGACGAGCAGUAGAGGUGGCGGACCAGCGGUACUGGAGACUCUACCAGUUUGCCUUUGUGGGGUUGAGGAACACGUCUGAUGUCGCACACACGCAAUCAGGGGAAUAUGUCAUCAUGACAAUCUUUUUUGACCUGAGUCGGAGAAUGGGUUACUUCACCAUCCAGACCUACAUCCCCUGCAGCAUGAUUGUGGUUUUAUCCUGGGUCUCCUUCUGGAUUAACAAGGACGCCGUCCCAGCACGAACAUCUCUAGGCAUCACCACAGUGCUUACCAUGACGACUCUCAGUACCAUCUCCAGGAAGUCCCUGCCAAAGGUUUCCUACAUCACCGCCAUGGACCUUUUUGUCUCUGUCUGCUUCAUCUUCACCUUUGCUGCUCUGAUGGAGUAUGGCACUCUGCACUAUUUCACCAGCAACAGGCAGACAAAGAAGUCUAAAGCCAGCAACACACAGCAGAAAGCAUCAAGCAUGGUGAAUAUCCGGCCCGGCCCGUCGCUGUUGCAGAUGAAUAACAUUGUACCCUAUCACGGGGAGGAUGAUUACGCUUAUGAGUGUUUAGAUGGAAAAGACUGUGCCAGCUUCUUCUGCUGCUUUGACGACUGCCGUUCAGGUGCCUGGCGUGAAAACAGGAUGCACGUGCGAGUUUCCAAGAUCGAUUCUUAUUCACGAAUAUUCUUUCCUACUGCUUUUGGCCUUUUCAAUCUGGUUUAUUGGAUAGGUUAUUUAUAUUUAUAAAACUGGCACCUCAAAGGACAACCGGAGUGUAUCAUAUACAAAAUUUCCCAGAGACUGAGCUACUUGUAUAUAGUUAGAAAUAGGAGGUAGUCAUUUUAACGGCUUACUGUUACCAGCCGUCCGAUUCCAGCAAGAUGCAAAAGUCAAAAUAGGAAAAGAACCCUGAAUUUCAUUGAAGCUAUAGUUGUGGACAUUUGGAAUUACAUCAAAUGUUUGCACGGGUUAAACUCGAGAGAACACGGAGGAGUUUUUGGCGUCACUUUUUAAUAUAGUUUGUUUAUUCCUUGCCACUGUGCUAUUGACAUUGUAAAGUAGGAAGAAGAAGGUGCAUUGUAGCUGUAAUAUAUAAUGGCAAACUAUUAGAUUUUUUUAACUCUUUUAGAAAAGCCAGUAGCUCUUAUCAUAUAACUAACCUGAUUGUCAGCAGGUCAGCAGCCAAUAUUUGAAAUAUCAGCAGUGUGUUUGAGAAAUGUCUGGUCCUGUUGGUCAUUAGUCGUUAAAUAGCUGAAAAACCGGAGCAUCAACUGGACCAGCUUCUGCUCAGAAUCUAGGAAGGAUAAAUUUGUAGUAUUGGCCAAACGUUGAGUUGUCGAGAAGCGGUGGUUUUUACAGAGGCCUGAUUUUAUAUCAUAACAUCAUAAAGAUGAUGCACUGCUGAAGGCACAAUUCUGAAUUUAAAGGAAGAAUCAAACUAGACUUGCAUUUCCUUUUAUACAUUUUUGCUGCGUAUAAAACACAGCGUGACUUUUGCCACAUGACAAAGAGCAAAGUGUACUGAAACGUUUUCAGUAAUAUUGUCUUAGAAUUACAACAUUUUCAACAACAUUUUAAUGGCAGCUUUCAACAAUUUAAGAUUUUUACUUAAAGCUUGCUUUGUUUCCUAUUUUUCCUCAGAGAUGACAGAGGCUCAUAAAUCUUGUAGCUAUGUAUUUUGCAGUGAGGUAGAAAGCACCAUUCACCAUAUAUCACUGUUUAAGUCACGCCAGUGGAAAUUUGGACUCCUGUUCUCAAAAUGAUGAUCUUAAUAUUUUGGACUUCUGUUGUUCUGCAAUACUCAAAUCAAAAUUAGGGCUAUGGCUAAAAUCAUUCACUACUUGCUGGAUAUUGGACUGUACAGUAAAUUUCUCAUUUGCUGUCUGGAGUACGGAGAGAAGUUACCUUUGAAAGCGUUACGAAGUUGUGAUAUGAUCCACAAGCGUGAACUAAGAUUUACAAAUCAGCGAUUUCUGUGGGACUUGUGCAGACUCACAAGUGCGGCUCCACAUACAGACACAAAGCAAUGUGACCACACAGGAGCUGAACGUAAUAAGUUGUGGAAAAAUAAUCAGUAUUUAUUCAGAUUUGGUUUAAACACAUUUGUAAAAUAGUUUCACGUGCUUCAUAUUUGUGUCUUGCGCAUUAGUGAGUCCACAAAAGUUACACACAAAUCACUGCACACAUUUGUAAGUCUUAGUUUAUGCUUGUGGAUCAUAUUGUACGCAUUCGUAACCAUUUUAAGACAGAUUUCUCUUCAUGAUGCCAUCAAAGUAUCCCACAAUGCCUCGUGAAAAUAGCGUAUACCUGAUGGCCAGUACCUGAGCAUUUCCUACCAUCGUGCUCAGCACCAACAGAAACAUGUCAGAUGGAGAAGAGGAAAGAGAAGGCGGUGCCUUUGCUUGAAGAUUCACUGUUAAAGAACUACUUUUGGAUUCAGUGUUGUCAAAAAAAGCGCUGCAGUUUUAAUUUGCGACAAAUAAUGUAAAUCAUGAAGCUCAAACUUUGUUUUUAAAAGGGCUCAGUACUACGCAAUUGUGGUGAUGUUAGCCAGUGUUAAGAUAUUGGAUUUUAUAUAAACAAUGACUGUGUGUACUAAUACAUUUAGGAUUGGGUAAUUUCCUACUGUUUAACAAAUGUGCAAACACAAAGUGCUGAAAUGAACUCACAGCAUUAUGAAAAAAUACUGAGAAUUACAUGUAACUGUUGAAGGACGCAGCUUUCAUUCCUAAAAAUACUCAUUCUUAAUAAAUGUACUAGUUAUGGUUUAAGGAGCUCCAAAGACUACGACGACCUGGAUGACUGAGAACCUUCACAGAUAUACUAGUUAUGCUAGCGCAUACUAUGUGUCUGCAUAGAACUGGUAAAGCAAAAAGAGAUUAAAACAAAGGUCAGAUUCAAUUCAGUUUUAUUCAUGAAGCGCCAAAUUACAACAACAGUCUCUUUAUAUUGCUAGGCAGACCAUUCUUAUUCUUUAAAACGUCAGACUUGGAGAUAAUAUGAAUAGAUAUGCUACAGCAAACUCUCCCAUAAGAAAACUACAGAUAAUAGUUUAGUGCAUUUUCAGAUA